CGCACCGCGCCACAGAGAGCUUUUGAUAUUGAUAAGCCUGUGACGAAGGAGCGGACAGCAAACUCCCAUUGUAGGCUACCACACUUGUGUUGCGCUUCAUAUAGAGGCGCACCUUGCGUUAUAAGGAAAGAAGAACCUCGUGUAGGCUACAACGCGUGGAAAAGGAAAAUAAAAAUGGAUUUUAAUCAACUUGACGAGAUUUGAUGUCUCGAGGGAUAACCUAACAUUAGCCUAUAUGGAUGUGUAGCCUAUAAAUAACAUUUUACUAAUCUAGUCUAGAAUAUUGUUUGUUUGGAAGCUUUGUCUUAUGUAUACAAGUAAUUGAAAUAGUUCUGAAUAUUUUUUUCUCAUUACAUUGAUUAUUUUUUUGGAUAAUGUAAGAGGUUAAUUUUAAAGCCAUAGACUAUAAAAUUGGAUGCUUUAAUUUCGCACCAGGACUUUUAAUGACUCGACUGGUGCCUUUUUAUUUUUUUAAAAUUGUGUGAUAGCAAACUAUCUGAGACUAUCAUCCCGACUGCAGGAGAUUGUGUCUGGAACACACUACAAACAGUUCCUUGGGGAUUUAACACAUCAAUUCAAGAUGGACCAAAUUAUCUUCAAAAAAGUCACUUUACUCCCAUAGUGGAAUUUCGAGUUGGGUGGACGUUCUAAGUGGGAAGCGUAUCAUUGAGUAGGCUACAAUUGGUAAUUCACUGGAUACUUUGCUGAGACGUGGGUGUCCGUCUGCUCGCAAGGCAAGGAGUUCCAAUUCCACAGAGCGAGCCGCUGUCCCCGCGCCUAGUGCUGAGGGAGAGACUCGUGCUGUUUCCAUAAAUGCUUGGUCUAUCGCGGAGAAUCCAGCCUGGGCAGCAAGAUGAGCUCGUGGGUUUGGGUUCAGCUGCUCGCGUUGCUUGCGGCAUGUUUGCGGUUUGGCAGCGCAGAGGGAGAUGCUCUCCCUCCUGGUUUGGUGGAGCUGGUUAGAAGCAACCCUAUCUCUUCCAUAGAGGACCUGCAGCUGCUACUGCUCAGUGACUCCGUAGAUGAGGAUGUCUCAGAUUAUUUAUUACCCAGUGGACAACACUCCAACAACACUAGUAACCGACUGCCAAGGAGUCUGGACGCACAGCCGGCUCAGCAGGCACAAUGUAAGGUGAGGACAGAGGUGAUGGAGGUGACCCGUGCCAUGUUGGACCGCAGCAACGCCAACUUCCUGUUGUGGCCUCCCUGUGUGGAGAUACAGCGAUGCUCCGGCUGCUGCAACACCAAGAGCCUGCAGUGUGUCCCCGUGCUGACGCACACCAGGCACCUACAGGUGAUGAAGAUCCAGUACGUGGAGAAGCGGCCCAACUACUCCAAGGCAGUCGUCUCGGUCCACGACCACGUGGAGUGUCGUUGCCAGCCCGCCCCUCGCCCCCCGGCCAUCCCUAAGAAGAAGUCUACGCCCCGCAGACGGCAGAAAGACAACAAAGGAGAGGUGCAUCCAGCCAAGGCCAGAUCCAAGGAGGAGCUGCACCGCAGAGACGAGCUGAAGCACAACCAGAGGAUCCAGCUGGAAGACCUGCUGGACCAGCACUGGAACCCCAAAGACACCUCCUCAAAACCAGGGGAGGGGAAAGGGGGCUAUGGGCUAAACCAUGACAAGAUGGAUCCUCAGUGGGUACUUAACGCUACCAGACAGCUGGGGGCUAAGGAGUGGACCGGACGUCGACAUGACAUGGAGGAGGAGAGAGACAGUAGUAGUGUCAACGGCACUACAACUGCAGUGGACGUCGACAUGGCACAGCUUGAUCACGAGAAGAGAGACGGGGUCGAGACGCGAGGGGACUCGCUAUUUAACAUUACUGAGGGAAAUGUCAGUAGGGGAGAUAGGCAGCAGGGUAGUCUGAGCCUUAGUGAGGAGGAGGGAGACCAGGAGACACAGAGACAACCCACACAAACACAGAGUCCCUCGCUACGCACCAACACAUCAAAGCAACAGCGACAUGGGAACAACUCCUCCUCAGAGGAAACCAAAAGCAGAGAGGGAGCCAAUCAAAGAAUGGAACAGCGAUUCCAUCCUACGGAGGAAACCAAUCAGAGGCCCGAGAGCAGAUUUCCUCCCCUUGAGGAAACCGAUCAAAGACGUAAAGACAAUGAGACCCCUGAUUCAGAGAGGAGGCUCCAGCACGCUCUCCAACUGGAACAGGAGAAGCUGGAGGAGGAGAGGAAGGAGCUGUUGUUACUCCACAGGAGGCUGGACGAUGAGAAGGAGCUCCUGAGAUGGGAGCAACAGAAACAACAGCAAGAAGAAGAGGAGCAGCAGUACCAUCGUAAACAUCAUCAAACUCAAACCACCACACAAAGAACAGACACAGUGUCGCCCACUUCGACGCGAGCGCCCUCAGUCCCGGCUGGUCCCCGGCCACCUGCUCGGCCCGGCCCAUCUAGGAAGAGAAUGAGGAAGAACAACCGCAAGCGCAUCAGCAAGGCUGCGAUGAGAGCAAUGCUAAUGUAGAACCUACAAUCUCUCUGCAGCUUCCAUGCUCUCUGUCUUUGUUGUGGACAAUCCAGUGACGACACCGAGCAGUUAAUUCCUUUCUUAUGAGUUAAUAUUCAUGUGUCAGUAACCUGCUCGUCCUGUGACCGUGAGGUAUUCCCUAAUAGUACUAAUGAUUGUCUGGUGAACCCAAAACAACCCUUGGACGGAAAGAAUUAUGGGACAAGAAAAAUUGGAUGUAAAUACAUACGAGGUCGAGAUGAUCCAUCAACAUAUCUCUGAUCCAUCAAAUGAUGAUCUCUUAUUAACAACAAGAUGUUCCCCCAGUCUGAUCAAGAACACUGGAACGUUGAAACAGAACAUUCAAACAACAUUAGACCGUUGGAACAGAUAAUUGGAACAACAUUAGAACGUUGGAACAGAUAAUUGGAACAACAUUAGAACUUUGGGAGAUAUCAUUGGAACACUGGAAGAACGUUGGAACGUUCACAAGGAUGUUGGACUGUCGUUGGACUCAGUGCUAUUGGACCUUCCUCAUGACUUUUGAACAGCGUAGUGAACCACUCCAGUCGGUAGACAUCAAGUCGGUUAAAGACUCUUCGUAUACUCAUCCGAGGCAUGGUUUACUAUAACUCCCAAGAAGUGGACUGAUCACGCUUGUCAAGCAUUUUUAUGUCAGUUAAAAUCUCCCCUUUCCCAAUGAGCACAAGAUGUUGAAAAUACAUGUUUUUUUGUUGAAAAUACAUACAACAAAUACAUAUUAAAAAAUGUUGCUCACUGGGUUCUGACAUGGAAGAAGAUAUUUUCUUUUUCGGACUAGAAAGACACACUGGUAGAGGAUCGGGAAAAUAACAUGGCAAGCAAAUAUUACAGGGACAAUGGGAAAGAAAGAGGGACCAAUGAUGACAUUUAUAUGAGCUAGGACAGUUGGAAUGACUGGUAGUCUUGACUGAUGCGAGCAGUAUCCCUACAUUGUGUUUAAGCUGCUCUAUACGUUCUAGUCUAUUCCCGCACUAAGGGAGGGCAAUAGAACUACACAGCAAAGAUAUUACGUCUCUAUAGUUACAUAAUGUAGAAUCUCGUUUUCUAUAAACAUAUUUAAUUUUAUUUAAUUUGAUUUUAAACACUGGAAUUCCACCAACAACAAUGCACAGGAUUGCAUUCUCAUGUUCAGCUGAGGCUUUUACACUUCUUCCGGAGAGUGUAAUUGAAACAAGAUGCAAGGUGCUAUACAGGGGUUGCAUUACACCUUUAUGUCUGUCUUUAACAUUAUUUAUUCCUUAUAUCACAUAGGUCUCCUGUGUUCAUUUUCAAUAGGAUUACUGCAUAUGAAGCAUUUUGGGGGUUGAAUAUUGAUCACUCUUCCGGUCUCAAUAUAAUUUGAGCUGUCAGCCUUUGUGCACACAGACAAUAGCCUAGAUUCAAUCAGAUCUAGCGUUAUCCGGCGAUAGCAGACACCCGCAUAGGGGAUGUUUUGGCGGUGUCAGAGGAAGAAA
Messenger RNA from Coregonus clupeaformis (lake whitefish), 3951 nucleotides. It is a transcript of the gene pdgfbb, whose product is annotated as platelet-derived growth factor beta polypeptide b. NCBI's taxonomy places the organism in Eukaryota, Metazoa, Chordata, Actinopteri, Salmoniformes, Salmonidae. Gene Ontology annotation, molecular function: platelet-derived growth factor receptor binding; growth factor activity. Gene Ontology annotation, biological process: positive regulation of cell migration; positive regulation of MAP kinase activity; platelet-derived growth factor receptor signaling pathway. The coding region runs from base 854 to 2473 and encodes 539 amino acids. The transcript is spliced from 7 exons. Gene Ontology annotation, cellular component: membrane. The record is from RefSeq and is a predicted model, not a curated record.